CUUCUCUUGCUUUUUGGAUCUUCCUGGUGAUUGGAGAGGCAAAACGUGGCCCUCCAUGGCCCGCCACAGCAAGCUCCAGCUGCAAGUUCUGAGCCUGUACCGAAACUUCCUCCGAGCCGCCAAGGACAAGCCGGGCUUUCUGCCUCGGAUACGGGCCGAGUUCCGGAAGCAUGGCCAGAUCCCUCGGGUGGAUGUCAUGCAUAUUGAAUACCUCCUUCGGCGUGGACAGAGGCAGCUGGAGCUGCUCAGAGAUGUUCAUACCAAGCAGAUGGGCGUCUUCCUCAAAACAAAACAGGAGCAGUUGACUUAG
Molecule: messenger RNA, 310 nt
Organism: Euleptes europaea (tarantolino)
Lineage: Eukaryota; Metazoa; Chordata; Lepidosauria; Squamata; Sphaerodactylidae
Gene: SDHAF1
Product: succinate dehydrogenase complex assembly factor 1
Exons: 1
Coding region: 56-310 (84 amino acids)
Biological process (GO): mitochondrial respiratory chain complex II assembly
Cellular component (GO): mitochondrion
Source: RefSeq, a predicted model, not a curated record